This is a messenger RNA of Chaetomium strumarium, 788 nucleotides long. RefSeq lists its product as uncharacterized. Lineage: Eukaryota; Fungi; Ascomycota; Sordariomycetes; Sordariales; Chaetomiaceae. The transcript has a single exon. The coding region runs from base 176 to 733 and encodes 185 amino acids. The record is from RefSeq and is a predicted model, not a curated record.
UAUCAGAUCGGCAACGAUGCCAUGCAGCGAACACCUGAGUCCUAACACCGUAACACAUCCUUCUGAACCAUUCAUCGAGGAAAGGAUGGUCUGGGUUCAAUUUCUAUUGUAUCCAGCGAAGUAAAUCCCUGGUAGGGGGCGUUCGUAGCUACCAACCUCCCUUGCGACAGAUCCAAUGGAGAGCUUGGUAGUGAGCUUUUUCGCCUCCUAUCUCUGUGCUCGCUCGCUUUCCUUCUUCGUCAAUUUUCCAUCCCACGUUUACCCCAUUCUAUUUCUGCCUGUCGUUUCUUCUUUUCAUUCUUAUCUCCAUUUUUCUCAUGAUCCUUACAUGCGAGUUGAAUCCUUACACUUAUUCAAUCUUCCAGGAGUACUAUCAGCCAUCAAGCAAGAAAGGAUCGAAAUGCUGAUGUCUCCAAGGGUCUUUCAGAUCGCGGUCAUGCUAAUCACCCCCUAUAUUUCGAAAGGCGACAUGACAAGUAGUCGACAACCAGUCCCGGCGCUCUACUUACACAACCCGUUGCCUAACUGCACUGCCAGUAACGAUCAUUCGAUUCAACGGAUGUUUAUCGCAGAUGAGCCCGUAACUUCCUCUAAACCCCAAACUCCAGUCCCAAUGAAUCGUAACACGAAAGGCGAGCCUGCCCGAGCUCUGUACGACCAUCUCGAAGAAAGUCCGAACUCGGGGGCCGGCGGAAGUGAUAAUCAACAUAGAACGCGGAAGUCCACGAGUUGAAUAUGAAUGUGGUCUAGCAUCUACAGGAACCACAGCGGGCGGCGGAUCAUCCCGC